ACAUGGAAUAUCUCCUGAUGAUGACACUUUCACACUACAUGACGACUUAAAACAAUAUUACUCCCAGUUACCGGGAUAUAAGGCAAAAUGUAAUAAUUGUAACAAAACAUUAUCCUUCUUUGGAAAUUCGAGAUAUUUACGAGACCAUUUAAAAAAACAUUCAGUCCUUCUAACAAGAAUCCAGAGCCGAGAUGAACCAAGCAUUUCAAGUUUAGCGGCUGAUAUUACGGAUCCCUCUGCACACCGUCAAAAUCAAGAGACAUCUGGUUCGCUCGUUCAAUCAUGUAUGAAAGAAACGACAGAAAAAACAGACGCACUUAAUGAACCAAGCACUUCAAUUACAACGGGUUUUGAUACGAAUCCUACUGCAGAAUGUGAAAGCCAAGAAUCAUCUGGUUCGUCCGUUCAAUCAUUUGAACAAACGAGAAAAGAAACAAGCACAAUUGAUAAGACGGUUAUAAUGGCACUGAAAAGAAAACGCAGCAACUUUUGGAAUUAUUUCGAGGAUCUGAAUCCCUCACUGGUAAAGUGCACAACCUGUAAAAAAGAAAUUAAGGUAUCUCACAUAGGAAAUCGCAUAAAAAUAAUGAGAGUACACUUAUUUAAAAAACAUGGAAUAUCUCUCAAUAAUGACACUUGCACACUACCUGACGACUUGGAACAAUAUUACUCGAAGUUACCGGGAUAUAAGGCGAAAUGUAAUAAUUGUGGCACAACAGUAUCUUUCUUAACAAGUAUUGAAGAUUUACGAAGACAUUUAAGAAGACAUUCCACAAGUAUUCAGGGCCGAGAUGAGUAAGUACACAUUAAAAAAUUAUUAAAAUACCAAAGAUUAUCAAAUAAAUGUAAUGAUAAAAGAAUCAGUAGCUAAAGAAAAUUGAGUGAAUAAAAGUUUUUAUCGGGACAUCCAUAUAAUAUUUAUAUGCAAUUUUGAUCAUAAAUGUGCCUCUCAAAACGUGAUAAUAAUAACUUUUCCAUUAUUUCGCAUUUAAUUUAAAUAAAUUUGUAUCGCUUAUUUUUACGUUUUUUUAUGCAUCAUAAAUAAAGACAAUUCAGAAAAUUAGGUUAGAUAUUUAUUUGUUUGACAUUAGUAUUGCAGAAAUUCGAGGUAGAUAUAUAAACUGCAUUAUUUAUACAUAGUUCUUAUAAAUAUUGAAAUUAAUACGCAGAAGUAUGUAUAUACAGGGUAUUUUCUACGUAAUCACAAACAAACAUUAACACACACACACACACGUACACAAACAACGCAAACACGUACAUGUAGGCACUCACAUUCACAAAUACACGCGCAUAUAUGUACCUUUUACAUAUAAAAGAAAGCAUCAGGUUAUCUGAAAGAGACUCUGAUAGACACUCAGAUUCUACUUCAGAACUUCAUAUUCUAGAUCAAUUACGUUAAAAUAGCGUUUUACCCUAACUCAAUUUUAUAUCAUAUCGUGUUUCACUUCUAUUAAUCACAAAUUUAGUCUAGACAUUAAUUAUUUGAC
Messenger RNA from Temnothorax curvispinosus, 1487 nucleotides. RefSeq lists its product as uncharacterized. NCBI's taxonomy places the organism in Eukaryota, Metazoa, Arthropoda, Insecta, Hymenoptera, Formicidae. The record is from RefSeq and is a predicted model, not a curated record. Gene Ontology annotation, molecular function: DNA binding. The coding region runs from base 287 to 799 and encodes 170 amino acids. The transcript is spliced from 4 exons.